Molecule: messenger RNA, 2382 nt
Organism: Uranotaenia lowii
Lineage: Eukaryota; Metazoa; Arthropoda; Insecta; Diptera; Culicidae
Gene: P58IPK
Product: dnaJ homolog subfamily C member 3
Exons: 3
Coding region: 230-1723 (497 amino acids)
Biological process (GO): protein folding in endoplasmic reticulum
Cellular component (GO): endoplasmic reticulum
Molecular function (GO): misfolded protein binding; protein-folding chaperone binding
Source: RefSeq, a predicted model, not a curated record
UGGACGAGAAAUCGAAAACACGUCAGUUUAGCGAAAUCAAUCAAACCAAGCAGAAAGGAAAUUCGAAUUAAAUCUCAGUAAGGCUGGUCCAAUUUGACUAGGAAAAAGCAAAUUCGUUUAUUAUUCUGUGCGGUUAAUAGUUAUGUCGGUUUGGUGCAAAAAUUAAGCGAGCUUUUAGAAAACCCCCAGUGCUGUGCAGAAGUUUUCCGAACUAUCGGAUGCCGGAAAAAUGCUACCCAACUUGUACGAAAUGUCGCAGCUAGACGAUAGCCGAAAGUUAACCACAGUGCUGUUCUUUCUAUUAAUAGAAUUAUUUUUCAAACGUGUAGAAUCUGCAUCGUCUCAGGCGGAAAUCGAUCGGCACCUUGAGAUGGGACGUGAUCUGCUUGCACGCGGUCAGCUGUCGGACGCGCUUACGCACUACCAUGCCGCUGUUGAGGGCGAUCCCCAGAACUACUUGACUUACUUCAAGCGAGGCACAGUUUACCUGGCUCUGGGUAAGGCCAAGUUCGCCAUCAACGAUUUUUCGCGGGUGCUGGAACUGAAGCCGGACUUUGUGGCCGCUCGAGCCCAGCGCGGUCAGGUCUACCUCAAGAUGGGUGAUUUCGAUAGUGCAGAAAUAGAUCUCAUGAACGUGCUCCGGAUGGAUCCGCACAACCACGAUGUGAACUUCCAGUACGCUCGGAUCGAUCCGGCCCGGGAUCAAUGGGCACUCUGUUUGGACGUCAUAGGACGGGGUGAUUACACGACAGCCAUCGCACUGCUUUCCCAGCUGCUGGAAAUUUGUCCAUGGUCGGUGGAAAUCCGAGAAGCCCGAGCCCAGUCCUACAUUAGAAUUGGUGAUCGGUUGGCCGCCGUUAGCGAUUUCCGAUCAGUUAAUCGAUUAUCUCAGGAUAGUACCGAUGGUUACUAUACGCUGUCGAAGAUUUUGUACGAUUUGGGCGAUUCAGGCUCGGCUUUGAAGGAGAUUCGAGAAUGCUUGAAGCUUGAUCCCGAGCACAAGGACUGUUUUCCACUGUACAAAAAGCUUAAAAAGGUAGACAAAGUUUAUGUGGAUGCCCAGCAAUCGUUAGAGGAGCAACGUUACGCUGAUUGUAUACAGGGUGGCGAAAAGCUGAUCAAGUUGGAACCAGAUGUACCGAUGAUCGUGUACAACGGAAAGCAACUACUUUGCUCUUGCUUGGUCAAGGAUGAACAGUUCACAGCUGCCGUAGGUCGUUGUCGAGAGGCUCUAGAAAUUUACCAGGAUCCCGAAGUCAUGUGUGACCGAGCGGAAGCACUCAUCGGAGCAGAAAUGUACGACGACGCAAUACAUCAGUAUCGGGAGGCACUCGAUAUCAACGAUGGCUUCCAGAGGGCUAAGGAAGGUAUCGAACGUGCUCAACGCAUGCAGAAACAGGCCGAAAGGAGAGACUAUUACAAAAUUUUAGGUGUUAAGCGAUCUGCAACCAAGCAGGAAAUUGUUAAAGCCUAUCGAAAGGCUGCUCAGAAAUGGCAUCCGGAUAACUUCCCCGAUAGCGACGAGAAAAAGGUGGCCGAGAAAAAGUUCAUUGACAUUGCGGCGGCCAAGGAAGUCCUGACGGAUCCGGAGAAACGGCGCCAGUUCGAUGCCGGCGAAGAUCCCCUGGACCCGGAAGCAAAUCGUAAUGGUUUCGGCGGUGGAAAUCCGUUCCAUCACUUCCAGCACGGGUCACCGUUCCAGUUCAAGUUCCACUUUACGUAAAAACCACUUCUCUCACCUCUACUGAGAAAUGUCUGGUUUCCCUUGUUUGCACGAGAAUUAAGCUUGCAUUUCCCAUACUAUCCUUCAGGAAACAUUUUUCUAGUAAUUAACAUGAACAGAACGGACAGUGCCAGUUUUUUUAUUUAUUGAGAUCGUAGAUUUUUCCUUUUCAAUUCCUAUUGAAUAAUCAUCACACUGUUGUAGACAUCAUAAGUGCACUGUUGAUUCCCUUAUAAAAAACAACUGAUGAAACUAACUUCAGCAAUCAUUUUCUUUUCGACUCAGAUAAAGUGUGAUUAGAAUUUAUUGUGUUUAGUUUAAAAAUAAGUUAGUAGCUAGUAGUCAGCAAGGAGAAAUGGUGAAAUGAUGAGGAAACAAUAAUUGAAUAGGUAAAGCCUUUUUGUGUUUCAAUGCAUAACAUUCUGUUAUGCAUAGUAGCAUUAUUGGUACCAUUAGAAGCAGAAGUUGGUUAACUAACCCGUACGGGUGUUAAAACAUUUGGUCGUUUCCUUAAUUUCGCGUUUUUCCUCAACCCGGCAAACAAUGGGCUAGCAAUUAAUAAAGAAGAAGAACUGAUUGAUGAUAAAACUAUAAGGAAGAAUGUGUUAAUUUCUCCCUUUCUUGUAAAUAAACGCUUAAUCCAAGUUAAGAAUUAUAAA